CCUUUUUUUUUUUAAAUUUCAGGUGGGUAUAACCCAUAUAUAGAGAUAAUUGAACAACCCAGGCAGCGGGGAAUGCGUUUUCGAUACAAAUGUGAAGGGCGAUCAGCGGGCAGCAUUCCAGGGGAGCACAGCACAGACAACAACCGAACAUACCCGUCUAUCCAGAUUAAGAACUGUUAUGGAAAAGGAAAAGUGAGAAUUACAUUAGUAACAAAGAAUGACCCCUUUAAACCUCAUCCUCAUGACUUAGUAGGAAAAGACUGCAGAGAUGGCUACUAUGAAGCAGAAUUUGGACAAGAACGCAGGCCUUUAUUUUUUCAAAAUUUGGGUAUUCGAUGUGUAAAGAAAAAAGAAGUAAAAGAAGCUAUUAUUUCAAGAAUAAGGGCAGGAAUCAAUCCUUUCAAUGUCCCUGAACCACAGCUGCUUGAUACUGAAGAUUGCGACCUCAAUGUGGUGAGAUUAUGUUUUCAAGUUUUCCUCUAUGAUGAACAUGGUAAUUUGACGACUACUCUACCUCCUGUGGUGUCUAACCCAAUUUAUGACAACCGUGCUCCUAAUACUGCAGAAUUAAGGAUUUGCCGUGUAAACAAGAACUGUGGAAGUGUCAGAGGAGGAGAUGAAAUAUUUCUGCUCUGUGACAAAGUUCAGAAAGAUGACAUAGAGGUUCGGUUUGCGUUGAAUGACUGGGAAGCUAAAGGCAUCUUUUCACAAGCUGAUGUGCACCGUCAGGUGGCCAUUGUUUUCAAGACUCCGCCGUAUUGCAAAGUGAUCACGGAGCCCGUGACAGUGAAGAUGCAGUUGCGGAGACCUUCUGACCAGGAAGUUAGUGAGUCGAUGGAUUUCAGAUAUCUGCCAGAUGAAAAAGAUACUUAUGGCAAUAAAGCAAAGAAACAAAAAACAAGUCUACUUUUCCAGAAACUGUGGCAGGAUUGUGCAGUUAAUUUUCCUGAAAGACCUAGACCUGGUCCCCUAGGAUCAACUGGAGAAGGAAGAUUCAUUAAAAAAGAAUCAAACUCUUUUCCUCCUGGUGCGGUUUUGAAUGAAAUGCUCCGGCCUGCCGGGGUUUCGAGUCAAGCAGAAUCUUACUACUCCCCAUCUGUUUCCAUCUCAAGUGCCAUGCCACAUCAUGCCUCAGCCAUGCCCCCAAUGGUACCUCAGCCUUCUUCACACUGGUCCUCAGAGCCCCACCCCGCCUCAUGCUCAGUCAGUACAAAUCCACUGAGUAGUUUUUCGACAGGGACAAUUUCCUCUAAUUCACAGGGUAUCCCAAGAUUCUCAGAAAUGCCUGUUGUGAAUGACGUGCAUGCUUCUAAUGCUUGCAUUUAUACCAGUACUAAUGACAUAGGCAGAAUGGAAACAUCAUCCCUGUCAUCAGCUGACUUCUGUGGUUUUCCUGGUGCCAACAUGCUGCAGAAUUGCCCUGUCAAUAUAUCCAAUAAUGACAGCAUGAGGGAGACUGACAAUUCGGGAUUUACGAGAAUGAAUAUUGAAAGCCCUUCAUGCAACUCGGUGUUAGACCAAAGGGAUUUGAGACAGUUCCAUCAGAUGUCCUCUUCCAGCAUGCCAGCAGGCGCCAGUUCCGGUACCACUGCUUUCGCGUCACAGUUGGAUGCAUUUGAGGGAUCCGACUUCAGUUGUGCAGAGAACAGCAUGCUAAACGAGUCAGGGCCUUUGAAUGGAGAUUUCUUUGAUAGGCUCUCUUGGCUCUGGAGCUCCUCCAAGAAUUGGAAGAGAGGGAUGAAUUCAUUUCCCAACUUCGGGAAGAGCUGCAAAAAGCCCCAGGGCUUUGCUUCAAGAGUAAACAAAUCCACACCACUUGAACUCUAGGCUAUGAUGUCCCCUGGAAUCCUAUGUGCACCCCACAUAGUUUAUUUAAACUAGUACAUAUUUCAGUCUAGGUUAGAUCAUUAUUUGACCAUUAGAAGUGUAUAAUGAAUCUGUGACAUGUUAAAUAUUAAAUAAAAUCAGUUUUUCAAUUAAAAAAACACACACACAAAACCCACACCUUCGGGUAUGGAGAAUACAAAGUUGGAAAUUGCCAGAAAAGGAACAUUCCAAAGUAGACUUUAAAAGGUUUUAGUGUUUCUCUUUUGAAGCAUGUAGCCUGAUACUGUGUAUGGUGGGAGUUCUGGCUUUAGAGUCCCACCGCGUUUCCACAGAACAGAGCGAAGAGAACAUGAGGGCACAGCUCCAGUUUUUCCAAACUUUUUAAUAUUUCUUUUGUAAUGUAUUAAUGUAUUCCUAGUUAAAUGAAUUAACCAAUAUUUGCUUUUAAGCAAAUUUAAGGUAAAACCUGUAAUGGCUAUGUCAUUGGAAAAAUUAAUUUCUUAUUAUUUUUUGAGGCCCAUGGGCCAAGGUGACCCCUAAGGGGUUUUUCUGAGGCUUUUUGGAGUUUCUUAGAUUUAUAUGUAAAUCAAAAUUUCUUUAAAAUGCUAAGUUGGACAGAAGGGUGCAUUUAAGUAAUGGGAGGUUCUCUACUUUUUGGAUUAUUUAAAUCCAUAUCUAAAUUGCUUGAGAUUUUAGGUCUACACCUAUGUUCGUAAGGGGAAGAAAUUUCUUUGGACCUCUUCUCUUACGUGUCCUCAGUCACUGUGAGUUCAUCCAAUUUCAUGCUGUCAACUCUGAAAUUUUACCCCUAGUUUAGACCUGUCCUCUGAACAGCAGAUUUGGAGUUUACCCAUGUGUGUAAAACUGCUUAUUUAACAUCUAUAUCUAGAAAUCUAAUCAGAGAUCAAACCCAACACAUUCUUGAUCUUCCCUCCCAACGUGCUUCUCUUUUAGUUUUCCCCCGUCUCAGUAAAUGGCAAUGCCAUGCCUCUGGUUGCUCAGGUCCAGGUCUGUGGACUCGUCCUUGAUUCUUUUUUUCCUUUUAUCUCCCAUAUCCAAAUCUGUCAGCAAAUCUGGUAGGUCCUACCUUCAGAAUACAUCCAAAGCUGGCCACCUCUUUUGACCUCUCCCAUUAACAUCCUGUUCCAAGCAACCAUCAUCUCUGGCCUGGAUUGAAGCUAUUUUACCUCCAAAAACCCUCUUUAUUUCCUUGUGUCCCUACAGUCUGUUCUCCAUAAAGUAGCCAGAAUGAUUAUUUUUAAGCCACAUCAAAUCAUAUCAUUUAACUGCCCAAAACCAUCCGAUGGCUCCCCAUCUCAGAAUAGACACCAAAGUCCUUAAGGUGAGCAGGCCCUCGCUCCCUCUCCUACCUCAUCUGCCACCAUUUCCCCUGCCAUUCAGCUCCAGGUGCUCUGGCCUCCGUGCUCCUCUUCGAGUACACUCCUGCCUUACGGUCUUUGUACUUGUUGUUCUUUCUGCCUGGAAUGGUUUUCUCUCAGAUACCUGCAGGACCACCCUCCUUACCCCCUUCUCACACCACGUGACCUGCUCAGAAAAGCCUUCCUUGACACUAUAACUAGUUACCAGCACAUCAAGUCCCUUCCUUUAUCUGUUCCCAUAACCUUACCUAAGCAUUCAUUUGUUUACUAUUUGUUUUCUUGUACUGGAAUAUAAGCUCCUUGAGGGCAGAAAUACUUGUUUUGUUUGUAGAAUACACCGUUUGUAGAACAGUGUCUGCCUCGGAUUAAGCGAUGAGUAAGCCCUAAGUACUACUGAUACAACUCUGUUUUUUGAAUAAAGAAUAGCUUUAAUUAUUAGAUGCUCAUGGUUUGCAUAGUGCUAUGUAGUGUGACAUUGGGUUUCUAUCAGAAUCAUGUACAUUUAAGACAACAAUUAAUUAAUGGUAAUCCAAAUAGUUGGAAGGCAAAGUGUAAUUGUGAUGGGAUUGUCAUGAUGCUAAGUAACCAACUUAUUCACAACCUAGUUUGUUUUAUAACUAGAACCUACCAUAAAUGUUGAGCAUAUGCCUAGCUAGAAACAUGUCAUUUUGUUAGAAUAGUAAGAAGCUAAGAAAAUUCCAGGAUAAGCAGAAUUUGGAAACUCAGAGUUAAACAGCACUUUGCAGCCACCUAGUAAAUCCUAUCUUCCCUCAGCCAAGGAUACUUAAGAGUAAAUGGUUUGCACAUCUCCUCCCCAACUGGAAGGUAAAUAGCUUAAAUCAUCCUACUCAGGGAGACAUAACAGAAACCCAGUUAGUGCCAUUUGCCAACCACACCCAAGGACAGACAAUUUAAGAGAAUAAAUCUUCCCCCUCAGGAAGACAAGAACUGAGGUCUCCUCGUCUCAUGGUUAAUAAUUUCACUAACAUAGCAUCCAACCAAACCAUAAAUUUACUGGAACAAUUAAAACUAGUCAAUUUGGUCAAAAUAGAGAAGUUGAGAAUGUCAUACAAAUAAAAAUUCUGAGUUGAAUGAUCCUGGGAAAUGGUAAUGGUAAUAUAAGAUGAAGAUAUUUAGGAAGAAAAAGAUUAAUGAUUAAAAAGAUUAAAGCUAAGUACCAUUAAUGUUUCUCAAAAAUGAUGAUUUCUAAAUGAAACAUUCUUGUUAUUAUAAUUUUAAAAAUCAUAAGCACAUAACAUACUUCUAUAGAACAUACCAAGAGAAAUAAAAGCCUGAAGGCAUAAUUUCUUACCUAUUCAAAAUAUGAACCCAAGAUAUUUCCCGAUAGUGGUUGAUAGGUGGUACACUUUUUUAAAAAUAUAGAAUCCUCUAGUUGUGUGUUAAUUAGCAUUGAUCAGCUUAAACAACUGAUAGAAAACCUAAAUGGAUUUUUUAAAUUAAAUAAGCAGUUGACUUGCAGUUUUCUCUGUGUAAGCCAAAGUGAGGUACUGCUACAUCUGUGUUGAGAUGGAUUUUUUAUUUUUCAUGUGCCAUUUACUGAUCAUAGGAUUUAUUUUAUGAUUUAAAAAGAAUGUUAUCCCUAAAGGUGUUUACAUUUUCACCUGUUCUUGUAACCCCCCACUCUUAGCUUCUGAGGAAAAGGUGCCUUAUGCCUUUCUAACCUCUACUGAUACACUGGGUCCCCCCUCCUUUUCUCUCCAAUCCCCCUCCUGUGUCUUUAUCCUCACAUCAGCAUUUAGUGCCCCUUUUUUUGUAUAAUAAACAUAAUAAAAGUCUUCUUUAGCUUAAAAGGAAAGGAACAAACCUCUUCUG
Messenger RNA from Myotis davidii, 5039 nucleotides. RefSeq names its product v-rel avian reticuloendotheliosis viral oncogene homolog (gene REL). Gene Ontology annotation, cellular component: cytoplasm. Lineage: Eukaryota; Metazoa; Chordata; Mammalia; Chiroptera; Vespertilionidae. The record is from RefSeq and is a predicted model, not a curated record. Gene Ontology annotation, biological process: regulation of transcription by RNA polymerase II; innate immune response; cellular response to stress. Gene Ontology annotation, molecular function: DNA-binding transcription factor activity, RNA polymerase II-specific; RNA polymerase II cis-regulatory region sequence-specific DNA binding. The transcript has 10 exons. The coding region runs from base 73 to 1827 and encodes 584 amino acids.